AUCAGGCAGUUUCGACAAAGGAAUUCUUUACUCAUCAAAUGAAAAUCCAGUUGCAGUCAAGGUACUCAACCUCCAAAGAUACGGUGCAUCUAAAAGCUUCAUGGCUAAAUGCCACACCUUGAGAGAUACCCGGCAUAGAAACCUGGUGAAAGUCAUAACUGCAUGAUCCAGCAUUGACUUCAAAGGAAAUGACUUUAAGGCCAUAAUGUAUCAGUUCAUGGAAAAUGGAAGCUUGGAGGAGUGGUUACAUCAAGAAUCAGAAGGACAAGUACAAUGCAAUAGCUUAAACAUUCUUCAGAGAUUAAAUAUUGCAAUAAACGUGGCUUCUGCAUUAUAUUAUCUUCAUCAUCAAUGUGAAAUCCUUGUGGUUCACUCUGAUCUCAAACCAAGUAAUAUUCUUCUCGACGACGACAUGAUAGCACAUGUAAGUGAUUUUGGAUUGGCCAGGCUCAUCCCUAGUUUUUCUGGGGAAGCCAACCUUAACCUAUUCAGCUCACUCGGAAUACAGGGAACUAUUGGAUACACCCCACCAGAGUAUGGCAUGGGUGCUGAGGUCGCCGAAACAGGAGAUUUGUAUAGUUAUGGGAUCCUGUUUCUGGAAUUUUCACUGGAAAAAGGCCCGCAGACAAACUAUUUCAAGACAAUGUGACUCUGCACCUUUUCGUCAGACUGGCAUUACCAGAUCAAAUAAUGGAUAUUGUUGAUGGAUCUGCUCUCUGUGGAGAAACGACAAGAGAGGAUGCAGACAAGAAUAUUAGUGAACAGAUCAAGUGUUUGGUUCUAUUUUCCAACUUGGGCUAGCAUGUUCAGCAGAAACACCACAAGAGAGAAUUAACAUGGAGCAGGUUUACAGGGAAUUGAUAAUAAUCAGGGACAGGUUUCUUAAGAAACAGGAACACACUGGUAAGGAGUCCCUACAGACAGCUCAGAGAAAAGCUUGAUUGAGUUGUUAGUUACCAAUUGUCUUUCGUAUGGUCUAUCUCAGAUAUCAACUUACACUUUAUUUAAGACAUAAGGCAGUAAUAUCUUUUUUCUCCCAGAUGAUAGAAUAUAUCAGAACGCCCAAGUUCAUCCCAAUUUAUUAUGUCUUCAAUCACCAACUGCUACUCCACAUUACUUGCUCAUAAAAACAUGAUAUGAAGCCGUAUAGAUUAGAUGGUUAACACAGCAGAUAAGAAAGAUAUCAUUACCGAGUCAAAAAAACUCUUAAAAAAUCAUAUGGCAUCACAAAAGAGGAGCUCUGAAUUUGGGCAUCAUCUAAAACAGUUACUUCAUAACUAUUAUUUCAUUUGUUUAUAGCGUGGAACCAAAGCUCAAUCGUUGGAGGUCAAAUAUGA
This is a messenger RNA of Solanum pennellii, 1337 nucleotides long. Its product is annotated as probable LRR receptor-like serine/threonine-protein kinase At3g47570. NCBI's taxonomy places the organism in Eukaryota, Viridiplantae, Streptophyta, Magnoliopsida, Solanales, Solanaceae. The record is from RefSeq and is a predicted model, not a curated record. Gene Ontology annotation, biological process: protein phosphorylation. Gene Ontology annotation, molecular function: protein kinase activity; ATP binding.